AUGGGUGGACGUUUAACAACCCCACCAUCAUCAGCAUCAUCAUCAUCGACAACAGCACAUCGAAAUACGGGUAAUGGUUCGGCAACAAAUUUAUCUCAUCCACGUACACAUUCAAAUCAUCAUUCCCAACCUCAUCGUCAUCGUUCAAAUAGUGGUCAUAAUAAUACACAUGGUUUAUUUCGUAAUAAUCCAUCAAAUCAUAAUCGACAUCGUACAGCAUCAACAAAUAUUGAUCCAGCAUCGGCAGCUGCAUUUAAUUUUAAUUUAUUACGUUAUGUUGGCAUUGAACAUGAAUCGGAUGAUCAAAGCUCAGAUGAUGAUUCACCACAAGCUCGUCGACGUUUACAACGUAUACUUAUUGCACUUCGUGAUGUUCCAUGUCCUGUAUGUAAUAAAACAAUUCCAAGUGAUUCGUUUGAUAAACAUAUAAUUCAAUGUUUAUCAAAACCACGUAUAGAUUAUAAUGAAGAUACAUUGACUGAAAAUAAAGGUGAAUGUGUCAUAUGUCUUGAUGAUUUACUAGAGGGACAAAAAAUUGCUCGAUUACCAUGUCUGUGUAUUUAUCAUAAAAGUUGUAUCGACAAUUGGUUUCGUAUCAAUCGGUCAUGUCCUGAACAUCCCGGCGAUUGA
Messenger RNA from Rotaria sp. Silwood1, 630 nucleotides. The record is from the annotation of a GenBank genome assembly. NCBI's taxonomy places the organism in Eukaryota, Metazoa, Rotifera, Eurotatoria, Philodinida, Philodinidae.